Molecule: messenger RNA, 4887 nt
Organism: Amyelois transitella
Lineage: Eukaryota; Metazoa; Arthropoda; Insecta; Lepidoptera; Pyralidae
Gene: Art1
Product: protein arginine N-methyltransferase 1
Exons: 8
Coding region: 289-1359 (356 amino acids)
Biological process (GO): peptidyl-arginine methylation
Cellular component (GO): nucleus
Molecular function (GO): protein-arginine N-methyltransferase activity
Source: RefSeq, a predicted model, not a curated record
AGCAACAUUGUGGCGGUCUUUAAAUUUUUUGCGAGAAGAAAAUCUCGUUGUCUUGUGCGAUUUUAUAGCGAUUUUCCUUUAAAAACCACUGAUAUUGUGAUAUUUUAGUGUUAAAUCUCGUAGGUUUAUGAUUAACUAGCAAAACUAAUAGUAAAUAAGCAAAUAACAAUCCCAUAAUUCCAUUCAGCGUCUAUAGUUUGUGACAGAUCGAUUCGGCAUUAGGAAGUUGCAGGUUAUACGGAAUUAAAUAUAUAUUUUUGGGCUAUUUUUAUUACCUAUUGAUUUGAAAUGGAAAGUAUGGAUGUUGCACAAGAAAGUACCUCUGCUGCAUCGACGCCAGCUACGGAAAAUGGGCCCGACAAAAACGUCACUGCAGAGGAGAUGACGUCGCGGGACUAUUACUUCGACUCUUACGCGCACUUUGGAAUCCAUGAGGAGAUGUUGAAGGAUGAAGUACGUACCCUGACGUACAGGAAUGCCAUGUACCAUAACAAGCAUUUGUUUAAGGGCAAGACGGUACUAGACAUCGGUUGCGGAACCGGCAUCCUAUCGAUGUUCGCGGCCAAGGCUGGUGCCGCUAAGGUGAUAGCCGUGGAGUGUUCCAACAUCGUGGACUACGCACGCAAGAUCAUCGAGGCCAACCGUCUCAGUGAAGUCAUAGAAAUUGUCAAAGGAAAGGUAGAAGAAGUGGAGCUGCCGGUGGAGAAAGUGGACAUCAUAAUAUCGGAGUGGAUGGGCUACUGCCUGUUCUACGAGAGCAUGCUUGACACGGUGCUUUACGCUCGGGACAAGUGGCUGAAGCCCGACGGCAUGCUGUUCCCAGACAGAUGCACACUCUUCAUCUGCGGCAUCGAGGACAGGCAGUACAAGGACGAGAAGAUCAAUUGGUGGGACGAUGUGUACGGUUUCGACAUGUCCUCCAUCAGAAAGGUGGCCAUCUCCGAGCCGCUCGUGGACGUUGUUGAUGCCAAACAGGUGGUGACCAACUCAUGUUUAUUGAAGGAAAUAGACUUGUACACCGUUAAGAAAGAAGAUCUGAACUUUGAAUCAAAGUUCCAUCUCCAGGUCCGCCGCAACGAUUUCAUCCAAGCGCUGGUGACGUUCUUCAACGUUGAAUUCACGAAGUCACACAAGCGUCUCGGCUUCAGCACAGCGCCUGAGGCUCCAUACACUCAUUGGAAGCAGACGGUCUUCUAUUUUGAUGAGUACAUGACUGUGAAGAAGGGUGAAGAGAUUACCGGCAUAUUCUCAAUGCGCCAGAACGCUCGCAACAAUCGCGACCUCGACUUCGAAAUCGAGUUGGACUUCAAAGGGGAACUUUGCCAGGUGCAAGAGAAAAACCACUACAGGAUGCGCUGAAGAAGACCGCCACCGCACAACCACCGCGUUCUGCAUCUACAGGGUGUUCUAAACCUGCAGGACGAUCUACAAGAUGUAAGUUUACAGGAUGAGUUUCGUUACGCCGUUGCCGAGUAUUGCCUUCUAACGUCUAUUUAUGGGGAAUGCUUCCUGGUGGGAGAUCAGUCUAUAUAUGAAAUGCUCUGCUAUGAUUGUCGUUGAUUUUCGUUGUUCAGAUAUAUGCCAAAAGCCCUAACUUAUAUAAAGCUAACUAAAAGCAAACAGCAUUGUAGUGAGGGUAGUUUGAAAAUGUUUUGCAUUAUUAUCGUUUCUGAUGUCUAAUAAUGGUAAGGGUUUUUGGUAGUUGAUAAUAAAAAAAAUUAAUAAUAUCAAUCUGUGGAACAGUGCAUUUCAAAGGCCAUCUUUUUGAAGCAUUUUUUAUAAUAAACGUUACAUUUCAAUGUAUCAAACACCAUAUGUUUUCAACGUGAACUGCCAGUUUAAAAUAGAAAUAAACAAAUAGGGAGUAAAUCUGUGAUAAAAUAUACAUUAAAUUUGUUUCCCUUAUGUUAAACUCUAAUCGUAAAUGACUUCAAAAAUUCAGUCUUGAUCGUUUUUGUCACAAUAUAAAAUGGCGGAUGGAAAUUGAAGUAACAAAAUGGCGUAUGCUCACCCAUAUAUAUAUAUAUUUGUACUUACAUUAAAGCUCCCACUUAUGUUUACUAAACGUCUUAUAGUUUUCAUUUUGGUGGCAGCAGUGGGAUAACUCAUAAUUUUAACAGAUAGAAUGUGCCCAGUUAAGUUACAAACGAAAUAAAAACCUUUUCUCUUUAUAAUGUUAUUGUGUCAUUGAUGAAAUGUGUGCGGGCUAUGAAUGUAAAUAGUAUUAGCUUAGGUAUGGUUGUAAAAAGGGAUUCCUAUUAUGGGUGACAAUAAUAACAUCAUGCUUCAACACGUCAUUUUACACUUUCAAGACCUAAUUCGCUCUGACUCAAACCGAGAAGAACGCCAGAUUUAUUUUUUGUUUUGGCUUCUGAAAUAAAUUAAAAUUAAAGAUCAUCUAAAAGGUAGCUAAUUUUCGCAUAACUUAAUAUGGCAACAUCGAACUUAUCCUGUACUCGAGAGAAACUAUAACAUAAGGCUGGUUUCCUAGAAACGAAUUUGUUAACGAUGUAUGAACGUGGUCGUUGUGUUAUUUUUUUAAAAUUAGGUAUUAAGCUUAUUUUGUACGAGAAUUGGUAUUGAAAUAGUGAUUUUCUAAUUAAAAAGUUACAUUACUAUGAUGUAAUACAGUUUUAGUAUAUUAUUAGAAGCACAAAUGUGCUAAGAAUAAUAUCCAAUAAAUAUAGGUAGGUAGGAAACUCUGUCCGGUCCGCGCAUUUCAUGCUAAUGGUACCUCGCCAGAGGACAUUGUUACUUUUAGAAAUAAGUUGAGAAUCGAACCCAGAACGCCAAUGAGUUAAUAGAUAAUAAAUGAUAGGAUUAAAUAAAAAUUUUUUCUGCUUGCUCGGCGGCACGUUGUGACGCAGAGACUUUACUUGAAUUCGCUAAAUGUUUUAUUAUUAUAAAUAUUUUGGUGAUUUUUUUUUAACUAUGGUACAUAUACGCAAUUCUUAGGAUUGGACAGGGAUAUCUUUACUUAUUGAAUUUAUUGGUUGUGUGUCCGAUAGUGCAUUCAAAGCGGGGAGCUUCAAAUCAGCAUGUUAACGUUCCUUGUUCCUUUAUUUGCCUAAAAAAGGGACAAAAAAGAAAACGAAUAGCCAAUAGAUUUGUAUAAUAGUUUUAAUCUGUAUUAAUUUAAAAUGGCUAGGGUUGGACUUGAUUAUUAACUUUUAAUAACCAGGGGUUUACUCAAUACUUGUACAAAAUAAGCAAAAAUUGUAUGACAAUUUGUAUACUUUAAGAUUCUCAUGUUUGUAUUAAACCGCCUAAGGAUCUUAUUAUGAGGCGGCGCCAGUUUAGAACUAGUUCAUACUGUAUUCAAAUGUGAUUUUUGUGCUAUUGUAAUUAGGUUUAAGUUGCCGAUACAUUACGGGAUUUUGUUAAGCAUUGAUUAUUUCAGGGUACAUACAUACAUUAAAUUACGUGUGUAUCCAUAGCGGGGUAGACAGAGCCAACAGUCUUGAAAAGACUGAAUGGCCACGUUCAGCUAUUUGGCUUAAUGAUAGAAUUGAGAUUCAAAUAGUGACAGGUUGCUAACCCAUCGCCUAAAAAAGAAUCCCAAGUUUGUAAGCCUAUCCCUUAGUCGCCUUUUACGACAUCCAUGGGAAAGAGAUGGAGUGGUCCUAUUCUUUUUUUUUAUUGGCGUCGGGAACCACACUGCACCAAUACAAAAAUUAUAAUUUCAUUAUUAUACAUUUUAUGUCAUGUUACUAAAAUGCACACAGCUGGACAUGGCAAAUCUGUAAGGGAACCUUGUUGUAUUUGGAAUACUUAAUAAAAUUUAUACGUCUUUCGUAACACCGUAAUGUUAUUGGCUGCUUAAACAAUUUUGAUACAAUGUUCAAAUGCUGUUAUUAUUAGAUUAGUUCCCGUUGACACUGUAUCUUUUCUUAUUACAUUAUUAUUAUAUAGCUUAAUUAUAAACUAUUUUUCUGGAACUGAUUCGAGGCGGGCGUGAGAACUGUGUUUUUAGAUUUGAAGUCGCGACUACUGAUUGCCAAAGAUACCUGCACUAAUAAUACAUGGUAAAUUGACCAGUUUUUCAACAUUUUUAGGCUCGCGUCUUUCUUUAGAAAACGAAUUGAACUUUGAAGUAUAAUUUUUAAUGGUCCUUAAUCAGUAUUGUGUAGGUAUGAAUAUAUUUAUUUAUUUUGACCCCACAUUAAGUUCUCUGUCAGACCCAAUGGUUGACUGGUAGAUAAUGCUACUAGCCGCCAAUUGUGCUAUACAUUUGUAUUUUGUGCAAUAAAGUUUAAAUAAAUAAAUAAAUUCCAAUUUUCGUAAUUAAAUCUGCUAAAAAGCGAUAUCAUCGCUGUCUUUUGUUAAUCGUAUAAGAGAGACAAGAACGGAGUUGAUAAAAUGGCCGUCUUACAAAAUUUCCCGGAAAUGUUGGUAAUUUGUGUAAAAUAAUAAUGUAAUAGCGAGAUGAUAACAAUCCCGAAGGUGUCAAAAUGUAGGAUAUUUUCAAGCGUAUACGUCGAUUUAAACUCAAUUUGGAAGAUAUUAAAAAGCAAUGAUAUUAAAAUGUCACGUUUCGGGAAAUGAUUGGUUGGAGUAGAUUGAAAUAGAUGCAUUCUAAUUCAAACUGGCGAGACAUUUGAAUUAUUCAGUUAAAAUAGAGUUAUUUAAUUAUAUGUACAAAGCUUAUUAAGUGUGUUACAUAGUCCAUUUUUAUGUAUUUCCAAUUCAAAAAUAUCUUUCGAAUUGAGUUUUUGGACAACUUUCUCCAAUUUGAAUUUGCAAGAAAUUAAUUCUUAUGACUUAAGUAAUAGAAGUGAUUGUGCAUCCAAAGCCGGGAGUGGUGACUCCGCCGUAUUUUCUACUGAGCGAGAAGCGUGUAUGUUGUGUAAAUCCGAGCAACUCGUGGUGCAUAAACGAGUAAAGCUA